AGCGAGUUGGAACGAGAGGCGGCGCCAUUGCAGUGCCGUGAAGUUUCUAACUUGACUCCAUGUCCUGCUCGCCCUUGCGCUCCCAGCAUCUGUCGCGAGUCCAGUCGAGUCCCAAGCUCAGGAGUCGAAAGGGAUUAAGCUGCGUAUUCCGACUGGCUCGAGCUUGACCCUCGAGAUUCCGGGACAGCGUCUCGAGUGACUCGAAAGGAGUCUGUCCCGCCGAAAGGAGUCGCCCAGCCUCCCACUGCUCCCAGCCGCUCUCCCUGCGUUUCACGCCGCGCAUUCCACGCAUUCCACGCUGCUCCCAUCGCCAAAAUCUCCAGACUUUUCUAAAGCUUGUGCGUUAAAAGCCACGCGAAACGACCGAUACAAAGGCCGAAGUCUGCUCCCUUUUCCGUAAACGGGGUCUGGUAGCAAAGGCGCUUGAGUCGUCUCAAUAAUAGGGGCGGACACGUGGCGCCGCCAGAAUGGUGGCGAGUCUGUUCGUCGAGGCGGCACGUGGCGCGCAGCUAGAGGUGCUGCGACAGGCGACGGUAUGGGAUCGCAUCGCCGUCGCGACGACGCUCGCGGUAACAUUCGCGAAAGAGCUCGUCGGCAUUUUCGGCAACGCGCCGUACGGGUUUCACGCCAUGGCGAUGUAUCGAAGCGUGUUCUACGCUAGUAAGCGCGGCUUAGAAGGUCCGCGGAGCAAUGGCGGAAGCGGAAGCGGAGCCGGGGAAAUGGGCGCGGACGCGGAGGGGGAGAUCGCGCACAGGGAAGCGGGAGACGCGGAAAGCCCGUCGGCGGCGCGGCGGUCGGCGAUCGGGAUCCGCAAAAUGCGGAGGCAGCUCACGUCGACAGUGUGGAACUGGGCGUCGUCGAUGGAAGCGAUGCUGUGGCAGGGUUUGCCACAUGGCGGCGUGCGAGUGGUCUACGACAUUCGCUACGGGCCUCGUCCACGCAACACCCUUGACAUCUACAUGCCGCCAGAUCUGACACCGGACAGC
Messenger RNA from Closterium sp. NIES-67, 986 nucleotides. The record is from the annotation of a GenBank genome assembly. NCBI's taxonomy places the organism in Eukaryota, Viridiplantae, Streptophyta, Zygnematophyceae, Desmidiales, Closteriaceae.